Messenger RNA from Sebastes umbrosus (honeycomb rockfish), 3470 nucleotides. RefSeq names its product protein kinase C and casein kinase substrate in neurons protein 3. Gene Ontology annotation, molecular function: phospholipid binding; protein binding. Gene Ontology annotation, cellular component: cytoplasm; endosome; plasma membrane. Gene Ontology annotation, biological process: cytoskeleton organization; plasma membrane tubulation; regulation of endocytosis. The transcript is spliced from 10 exons. The coding region runs from base 330 to 1496 and encodes 388 amino acids. The record is from RefSeq and is a predicted model, not a curated record. NCBI's taxonomy places the organism in Eukaryota, Metazoa, Chordata, Actinopteri, Perciformes, Sebastidae.
GAGAGAGGAAAGGAGAGAGAGGGAGGGUGUGAGAGAGGAGAAGGAGGGAGGAGAAGGAGGGAAGAAAAAAAAAAAAAAGAAGCCAACUCAUCUGACACAAACAGUGGGCCAAAGAAAGGGGAAGAGCAGCAGCAGCACUGUCCAGAACGAGUGGAAAAUCAAAGUUGGAGAAGACGAGGAGGAGUGUAAAGAAGACAAGACGGAGAGAGAGAAAGAGCCUCGGAGUCUGCACAAAGAUUGAACUGGAAAAAAAAGUUUGAAACUGCCCAACAAAAGAAGAAAAAGGGGGUUGAAGCAGAGAGGGCCCCAACUUUUAGAGAGAGAACAGGAUGUCAACGCUACCAUCAGAAAGCAGCAUUGAAGAUGCCAGCAAUCGCAGCUUCUGGAUGCCUGGGAACUACCAGCCCACUGUGAAGCGAACUGAAGAUGCCUUCCAGGCCUGUAAUGACAUAGUGGCGUGUUUCCAAGAGAGAGCUCGCGUGGAGAGGCAGUACGCCCAGCAGCUCAGUGAAUGGAGCAACAAGUGGAAGCCAGUAGUGGACACCAGUCCUCUAUACGGAUCUCUUCUGAAGGCUUGGCAGUGUUUUCUGUCCUCUGCUGACCGGCUGGCCUCCUUACACGCCUCCAUCUGUCGCUCCCUGGUGUCGGAGGAUGGAGACCGGGUCAGGACCUGGCAGAAGGACACCUUCCACAAGAAGUUAUUUGGAGGCUUCAAGGAGACCCAGGACACUGAGACAGGCUUUACACGUGCUCAGAAGCCGUGGGCCAAGCGACUUAAAAAGCUGGAUAAAGCCAGGAGGGCGUACCACAAAGUGAGCCGUAAGGAGCAGGCAGCCAGGGAGCGAGAGCUACACGCUCAGGGAAACCCGGACGUCGCCAUCGACAAACAGAAGAAGAUCCUGGAGGAGAGAGAGCUGGCUCAACAGGAGGCCGAGAAGGUUCGUGCACGCUAUGAGAAAGUCCUUGAGGAGGUGAACCGCUACGCUCCACGCUACAUGGAGGAGAUGGAGUCCAUCUUUGACCAAUCGCAGGACGAGGAGCGCAAGAGGAUUGUCUUCCUCAAACAGGCCUUUCUCUCCAUCCACAAACACCUGGAUAUUACAAACAAUGAGAGUGUGAGGGCCGUGUACAAUGAGCUCCACAACACACUGAUGGCCAUCGAUGAGCAUGAGGACCUUCGCUGGUGGAAAAACACCUACGGGCCCGGCAUGCCCACCGACUGGCCUCACUUCCAGGAAUGGACGCCCGAGAAGAAAACCAAAAAAGGGAAGAAAGAAGGAGAAAAGAAAGGAACAAUAGAGAGGAAUGUGAUGAUUGGAGGAGUGAGAGUAAGAGCUAUGUAUGACUAUGCUGGACAGGAGACAGAUGAGCUGUCAUUUAAAGCAGGUGAGGAGUUUUUGAAGAUUGAGGAUGAGGAUGAUCAGGGCUGGUGUCGGGGGAUGAAGGACGGCGGGAGUGAGGGGCUUUACCCAGCCAACUAUGUCGAGGUGGUGUAGUUAACACAUCUAGACUGAAAAUGAAAGAUCUUGCCACAUCACAUGCUUCGUUUCACUGUGGAAGUCACAAUCUGGUGUUACGUCUAAAUGUCAGAAAUAUAAAACCAAUGCUGUAAAGAAAAACACCAAGUUGCUAUUAGCCAAAGAUCUGGUCUUUGAUGAGAGUAUUAUCACACUUAAGAGGAUAUUUUAGCAAACAGAGAUUUUUAAAAACUAUCCAGGUUGUGUAAUCUCUUGAAGGAUUUUGAGAAAUGUUUUAAUAUAUACAGUAUGCAUAGACCACUUGUACCGAAGCCAUAUGAUAAACCAUUCUUUAAUGUAAAAAAGUGCUCUUAAGAUAUACUAUAUAGCUAUAGCCAUCUGGUGCUGAAAUUACAUUACAGGACUGUUAUUUUCCUUGAGCUGUUUUUAUUUCUUUGCACCUCAACACAUUGCUAUUAAAAUGCUCACAAAGCCUCUCAACCAUAUGAAGAAAGUGACGCUAAUACUGUGAUUUUAAUGAAUCAAAGCAGCAAAGCACAAGUGGAGUCAGCUUGAUAAAAGUAGAUAGCUAUUUGACCUGUAUUUCUCUUCUGUUUUUGUGGUUUAAAGGAACAGUUCAACAUGUUUAGGAAUAUGGUUGUUUGCUGUCAAAUACACAGUGGGAUGGGAAGAUUGAUAUUAGUUUAAUCUCUGUGUGUCUGUUACAGGGGAAAUGUUAGCCUAGCAGCAUCAACACACAUUCCAGGAACUCCAGUGCUGUCUUAUUUUGUAUCUUCUUUACUUAAAGAUGAAGAUGACACUCAUGUGAAAGGUUGGACAUUUAGUGAUGUACCCGAGAAAUAUCACCCAGCUCUGCUGGAGCUUCAUAGGCAACCCGUUCACUCCCAACUCAUCAAAUAUCUUGGUCAGAAGCAGUGCUUGAAAUGGAAAAAAAGGGCCGGUACUCCCCUUAUGCAUGUGUUGCCGUGUAUAUAUCCCCAGUAUCAUCAAAAGUUAUUAUAUUCUGAAGUGAAUAAAAGAUACUAGGAGUGGGAGGGGAGGAUGGACGAGUAAAUCUACGUUGGAAGUAUAUUUUGAAAGGAGACUGCAUGUAUGUUAAGAGCAGAAACUGAACGAUUCCUGGGAAUACAGAAGUUUAUUUUGAAAAGACACUAUGCAUGUAACGAGCUGAGAUGGACACUUCUUCUAUAGGAUAUUUCAGUCCUUUCUUUUGGUUUUUGAGCCCGCAAACCUUUUGGUUCACUCUCACCGCUCUGAUCAGUGUCGUUUUCAGCAUUGGAGUUCAGCAUACUUUGGGGCGGCUAAGGGCUCAGGAGGAAGAGGAAGUGUGGUUCAAUCCCACACCAAACCUCAAAAUUGCUCUAGAUAGUCAGGCCAGCGCCUCGCACGGUGUCUCCAUCACCAUCAAGCUGUGUGAAUGAUUGGCAAAUUGAAAAGCAUUCUGCCCACUAACGUAGAAAAGUGCAGUCUAUUUAUAAUUUUUUUGAAGCGAGGCUACGGGUUUCUCCCUAUUUCCAGUCUUUGUACUAAGCCAGGAACCAUUAUCUACGAACAUCUAAAGGCCAAAAUGAUCUUAAUCAUGGAAUCAUCUUAGCAUCAAGAUGCUUUCGACAACAGGGCCCAGGUCUAAACACGUCCCAGACGUAAAGGUACCUCAGCACAGAAUGUUCAGAGAUGAAACUGAUAUUGCUCUUCUUCAUCACAUUCUCAGUUUGACACCAAACACUCAGAUUUCUCAGUAUGACUGUUACUUUAAGAUAAGUCUUGGGGAACAAAUAGUUUUCCUGUCUGUCUGUAAUCAUCUGUUGCUAUGCUGUACUGUAUGUAUGACGCUUAUCAUGGAGAGCAUCUUUACCAAAGUAAGGAAACUGCUGGGUUUGCCUUCCUCUUGUCUUUAGCCUUUUUCAGUAUCUGUGUAUGUGCUGUGUGUCUUGUAAAAACUAUGCAUUUGCAACUGCCUGUCUUUUGGAAAUAAAAUGUUUAACUGUUACA